AUGCACAAGAAAAUGUUCCACACCAAUUUAGGGGAUGUUCUCCUGUUCCCACAGUGGGUUUUAAAUGGGAAGAAAGAAACCUACUUGACGUGCCUGUUGCUGGUGGUUCUAGGCAUUGCCUACCAAGGCAUAAAGUUCGCUCGUCAACAGUAUGGGCGCAGAUGUCGUAAUCUACACUGCAAGCGGUACAUUUUGAACAAAGGACACUUGCUGCAGACUCUGAUGUACCUGCUUCAGUUCAUCGGAGGAUAUGCUUUAAUGUUGGCAGUAAUGACCUACAACAUAUGGAUCCUUAUUUCUGUCCUUGCGGGUUUCGGGCUGGGCUAUUUGUUCUUCGGAUGGGGGGAGUAUGAGGAACCGAGCGCUGUGCUGCAUUUACCACCAGCGAGGUCAACUUCCCGAUCGUACUUGCAGACGUGUGGUGGGGUCACUCCAUCGAGCAGUGCUACACAAGAGCUUUUGUCUUACAGCAAGUCUGACCAAGAUCUUAACCUAAAGGAUAGCAACACUAAUAGUUUACAUUGUUCGUGCAGUACCAAAGUUUGA
This is a messenger RNA of Candidula unifasciata, 546 nucleotides long. Lineage: Eukaryota; Metazoa; Mollusca; Gastropoda; Stylommatophora; Geomitridae. The record is from the annotation of a GenBank genome assembly.